GUAUAGUUUGUAUAAAAAACAGACCACAAACGGUUUGUUCAGUAAACAUUUUAUUUAUUAUACACAUCGAAAAUAAAUUUGUGGUAUUAGAAAGGAUGAAAUCAUUAGAAAACACAUUCGUUCGUGGUCCAUCUCCUUCAUAUUCAGACGAGGUCAACUCGGAAAAUGUUAUAUCAGCUACUCUACCAAUUGGUUCUUUGCAUCAAAUGGAAAGGGAGGCAGUAAACCCACGGGACAACCAUGACUUCUAUAAUUGUCAUAGCCAACAACUGCAGCAGCAAGAACAACAACAUCAUUACGAAGACGCCACUAAGCCUGUUAAACAAGGUCGCAAUACUUUUGCAUUUUGGACUAUUGUCAUCAUUCUCUUAGUCCUGACGGUGGGUAAUUUGCUGUUGACUUUAACGAUUAUAGGAGUUUUGCAUUUGGGCAAAGGAAUUCAUGGCAUGGAAUUGAUACCCGAAGAAGAUGUGGUAAAAUUCUAUGGUGACACGGAUCUAGAUCGCAUAUUCUCAAAAAACAUUGGACAAUUUGAGGGGUUUGCCGAUGAACCAGUUACCAUAACCGGUGAUGAUGGACCCGUCUAUGUGCGUAUGCAUCAUCGCAACAGUCAAAGUGUCAAUCGAAUGGUCAUGGAUAAGAUGGGUGUACAAUUUCGUGGAGUGAAUAGCUUCGAGAUUAAAGAUCCCACUAAUGGUGAUUCGAUUUUUACCACACACCGUCCACAUUACAACAUACCAAAUGGUGCCGAGACAUUACUGUCUAAAACUAAUAGCGCCAGUCGUAUUGUUAGUCCCAUUGAUAAACCAUUAACUCUAUCAUCCUCGGAUAAUCGUAUAUUUGUAAAAGGUUCUGAGGGUAUUCAUAUGGAUGCAGCAAAUGUCUACAUGCAAGCUGAAAAUAAUAUUCAAAUCAAUUCGACCCAAGGCGGUAUUUACCUUGAAGGAGGCUCAGCCGGAAUUUAUCUAGAUAUUAGUAAAAUACCUAUAGUUAAUUCUGAAUUGGGUCUACGCACGGGAAGUGUACAAUACAAAUUGUGUGUUUGUAUGCCACAAGGUAUUGUUUUUCGUAUCGCCAUACCACGUGUUCAUAAUGGCUCUAAAGUGUCUUGUGCCCAUUUUAGUGGAAAACAUGAUCCAUGUACAGUUAACUAAAUUUGUGUUAGGUUUAAGAAAAGUCUGUAUCAGAAAUACAUAAAAAUAAUAAUCUUUAAAUAUAUGUAUGUAUAUGUAUGUCAUAUACAUGGAUAUAGAAUAUAUACAAUACAAUAAAUAUUAAUAAAAAUAUGAAUCGA
This is a messenger RNA of Calliphora vicina (urban bluebottle blowfly), 1294 nucleotides long. RefSeq names its product sarcoglycan beta (gene Scgbeta). Gene Ontology annotation, cellular component: sarcolemma; sarcoglycan complex. Lineage: Eukaryota; Metazoa; Arthropoda; Insecta; Diptera; Calliphoridae. Bases 96 to 1154 code for a protein of 352 amino acids. The record is from RefSeq and is a predicted model, not a curated record. Gene Ontology annotation, biological process: muscle organ development. The transcript is spliced from 2 exons.